Molecule: messenger RNA, 888 nt
Organism: Neurospora crassa OR74A
Lineage: Eukaryota; Fungi; Ascomycota; Sordariomycetes; Sordariales; Sordariaceae
Exons: 2
Coding region: 337-642 (101 amino acids)
Source: RefSeq, a predicted model, not a curated record
AAGGCCACUCCCAUUGUUUGAGUAUCAAGCACUUAUACCAUGUUCCUCUGACUGGACCUGCCUACUGACAGUCGACUCACUUGGUUGUCAGGCAGCGCCAGUCAUGUAUGCAAACAGCAGGUGCUUUGCUGCACAUGGUAGUCACGAUAGCUUCACUCCCCUGGUAUAAAGCCCAGGCCUGGUGGCCUGGUGGGAUUCUGGACUUCUCCAUCUUCAUCACUUGAAUACAAUCCAGAUUACCAGCCAUUGCAUGUAUUGCGAUCUUGUCCUGACACAGGUUGUUGAAAAAGAAAACAGUCUAACAAUUUCACUCCCACCCGCCGGACAAAAGUCAAGAUGGCUGGCGACAACGGAAACAGCCACAACAACAAGGGUAGCCCCACGGGUCAGUCUUCCAACGUCCAAGGAAGCAGCUCCUCUGGAGGAAAAUCCUCUGCCAAUUCCAACGUCACCGAGUUCUCCAAAAUCAACCCUGGCCAACCCAUGUCUGACUACGAGUACCUCAAGCCCUGGGGCGGCAAGAAGGGGUUUAUGCUUUCCUACGGGAUCAAGCCUACCCCCGAGGGCUUCGAGGAGGCCAGAGAUCUAAUUGAUCAGAUGAGGGAGGAGUCCGGGUUUGGCAAGAGUCCUUACCGUGAAUAGGAGGGUGAGAAAGCAGACAAUUCAUCUGUUGUCGAUUUCUGCUCUAAAGACGAAUUAACGGAGACCAGCUCAAGCAUGGCGGCCUGCGCAGAACACAAGUUCAAGCCACACCCAGUCCAGACUUGGGUCAGCCGAGCCCGUUGAAUAGCCUCCUAGUGGUGAGACGUCAUGGUGUAACGGCAGUUGAUAGAACAUAGACGAAUGGAUGGAGGCUUCGAAACCGAAGUGCAACUAAUUGUGCAAGGC